Messenger RNA from Larimichthys crocea (large yellow croaker), 2924 nucleotides. RefSeq names its product protein mel-28-like. The transcript has a single exon. Bases 1805 to 2596 code for a protein of 263 amino acids. The record is from RefSeq and is a predicted model, not a curated record. NCBI's taxonomy places the organism in Eukaryota, Metazoa, Chordata, Actinopteri, Sciaenidae.
GACUGAUCACAGACUGAUCACAGACUGACAGACUGAUCACAGACUGAUGACAGACUGUUUACAGACUGAUCACAGAGAACUUAGCUCAGUUCACAUUUCACCACAUGUUCUGCAAGAAACUCAGUUCAUUAGUUGUUGUUGUUGUUACAAUAAUCAUUUUGAAUCUGAAUGAAGUCAUUUUAUUUUUAAUGUGUUACAUCAAAAUUAAACGUUUCAUCAUAGUAUUGGUGUAGCUGUUUAAUUUCUAAAUAAAAUCAGGUCGUUUCCUUGUUGAGUUGUAGCUGUGCUGAGUGAGCAGCAGGUGGCGUCAGUGCUCUGUGUGUGUGUUUGUUGACUCUGCUUGUUUGAGGAAAAAGAUCAGAUUUUAAAGUGUCUCCACUGAAGCUUCACAUCAUGAACACAUCAAUCCACUUUAUUCAUAUAGCACGAUUCUUAGCAAACACAAGGUUUGCAAAGUGCUGCACAACAAGAUAAUACACAAAUAGAUAACACACAUGAUGCAUCACAUGACCUCAGUCUGUUAAUAAAUGCUGAUGUUUCAUUUGAAAACAAACUGAAAAUAAAAUCAGUCAGAAUGAAAAAUGAAAAUAUCAAAUUGUUGAUAAGAACAGAAAGUUCAGACCAGGACAAAGACCAGACCUUUCCUGUUACCUGCCCCGGUUCUUUUCCUGGUCCAAGUCCUUGAUAAGGACUAAAACCAACACAAGAAACAGGACCAAGACCAGGACCAAGAUCAGGACCAGGAACAAGACCAAGACCACUGAGUGUUUCAUCAGAAGCUUUACUGACAGACUCAGCACAGACGUGUCAUCUGAUGAUGAGCUCUGAACUUUUCUACCUCUUUUGUUUUUUCGUUUCUUUCUGUUGUUUUUCUUUGUCACAUCGACACUUUAAGGAAUUGUGACUUUACCUUACAAUACUUUUUAUAUCAUGCCACUUUAACCUUCAGUACUUGUUUUUGCACAUUGUCUGUUGUUAGUUUUGUGUAUUGUGUAGGUGAUGAGAUACUUCUGUCUGUUCGUUGUGUUUUGCCCUUUCUACUUUAAUUAUAUUGUAUAUCACACUCUGCUGUGGGAUGAAUAAAGUAUAAUCUAAUCUAAUCUAAUGUGAUGAUGAUGAAGAUGAAGCUGGUCUUUGACACAUCGUAGUCUCUCGGGUCCGGCAGGAUCCUCGUCAGGGAAACAGAGUUGGUCUUCUCCUCGUGUGGCUUGACAGGAAAUACCAUCAGAUUAAAAUGACGAGACGCAGCAGAACGCUCUGUCCUCUUCUACACAACAGAGGUCGGAGUUCACGGAGGCCCAGCAGGACCGUGAACGCCACACGGAGGACAAACAGCAGCUGGAGUGUCAUUAAUCAGCAGAUUGAGCUGAAUGUGCAUCGAACGCCUCGCACGGACGGGAACACUUGAGAGGUCCGUUUGACCUCCGACCUUUCAGGUCAUUAACGAGCGGACGCAUUAAUCUCCUUUACAAACUAAAUUUAACCUAAAAAGAACCUUCAGAGAACGCUUUCUGAGACUGAUCCUCAUUCGCUGUCUCUUCACGCUUCACACCUCACAUCUGAAGCCCUCCGGUCUCCAUGACGACGAGCCAAGGAGCCAAUCAACUGUGAGCUGCAGACAGAGUGCAGCGGCACAUUUAAUGAAUCCAUUCACAGCCCAGAGUGAACGAGUCCAACAGAGACCAGAGGGGUCCACCAGAGACCAGAGGGGUCCAAACACAGAUGGGACAAGUCCAAACAGAGACCAGAGGGGUCUACCAGAGACCAGAGGGGUCCAACAGAGACCAGAGGGGUCCAAACACAGAUGGGACAAGUCCAAACAGAGACCAGAGGGGUCUACCAGAGACCAGAGAAGUCCAACAGAGACCAGAGGGGUCCGAAAACAGAUUGGACAAGUCCAACAGAGACCAGAGGAGUCCAAACAGAGACCAGAGGGGUCCAACAGAGACCAGAGGGGUCCAAACAAAGACGGGACAAGUCCAACAGAGACCAGAGGGGUCCAACAGAAACCAGAGGGGUCCAAACAGAGAUGGGACGAGUCCAACAGAGACCAGAGGGGUUCACCAGAGACCAGAGGAGUCCAAACAGAGACCAGAGGGGUCCAACAGAGACCAGAGGGGUCCAAACAGAGACCAGAGGGGUCCGAACAGAGACCAGAGGGGUCCAAACACAGAUGGGACGAGUCCGACAGAGACCAGAGGAGUCCAACAGAGACCAGAGAGGUCCAAACAAAAACCAGAGGGGUCCAAACAGAGACCAGAGGGGUCCAACAGAGACCAGAGGGGUCCAAACAGACGGGACGAGUCCAACAGAGACCAGAGGGGUCAAAACACAGAUGGGACUAGUCCAACAGAGACCCAAGGGGUCCAACAAAGACCAGAGGAGUCCAACAGAGACAGGACAAGUCCAACAGAGACGAGAGGGGUCCAACAGAGAUCAGAGGAGUCCAAACACAGGCGGAACAAGUCCAACAGAGACCAGAGGGGUCCAAACACAGGCGGGACGAGUCCAACAGAGACCAGAGGGGUCCAAGAGAGACUGGACAGGUCCAACAGAGAUUAUAGAUAGAUUAAAAAUAGAUGGAUUUAGAUUAUAAACACAGUUUAUGGAGGAAUGUGCAUAAUGUUUAACAAAGGUUCCCCCGGGGGGUCAUGGGUCACGGAUUCCCCUCUCUGAACUCCCAGGAUUCAGCUCAGUCUUUCUCUGAGUGUUUGAACAGUUAAAGGGUUAAAGUCUGAGAGAAGACAAACAGCAGCGUGGGUGUCACCAUGGUUACCCGCUGAGACAUCCUGAAGACUUCCAGUAAACAGAAUCUGAAACUAGAACUCAGAACAGAACAAACAGAACAAAACACAGAACACACACACACAGAACACACAACACACAGAACUCACAGAACAGAACACACAACACACAGAACAGAA